This is a messenger RNA of Pimephales promelas (fathead minnow), 1342 nucleotides long. RefSeq names its product phospholipase A2, group IB (pancreas) (gene pla2g1b). NCBI's taxonomy places the organism in Eukaryota, Metazoa, Chordata, Actinopteri, Cypriniformes, Leuciscidae. Gene Ontology annotation, biological process: lipid catabolic process; phospholipid metabolic process; arachidonate secretion. The record is from RefSeq and is a predicted model, not a curated record. Gene Ontology annotation, molecular function: phospholipid binding; calcium ion binding.
AUCAGCAAAACACACCUGUUCAUAUGGUCUUCUUCACCAUGCACUCCUUUCUGUCUCUCGUGGUCCUUAGUGUCAGUCUGCCCGCCUUGCUGGCGACAGUAGACUACCGUGCGUUGUGGCAGUUCAGGUCCAUGAUCCUCUGCACCAUCCCCGAUAGCUGGCCUGCACUGGACUACGCAGACUACGGAUGCUACUGCGGCAAAGGAGGCUCGGGCAACCCGGUGGAUGAACUGGACAGGUGCUGUCAGGUGCAUGAUCAGUGUUAUACAGACUCGUGGCAGCAGGAUGACUGCUGGGGUAUCUUAGACAACCCCUAUACUGAAAUAUAUUCAUUCUCAUGCGACAAAUCGGCAAGGAAAAUCAGCUGCAAUGCUGACAACAAUAGCCCCUGUGAGAUGUUCAUCUGUGAAUGUGACAGAAAAGCAGCCGAAUGUUUUGCACAGGCCGGUUACAACCAAGAGCAUGUCAACUAUCCUACUGAUAACUGCAAAUGACCUGACACUAGAUAAAGUAUUAUGACUGGCCUUAAAGUCUCAUUAAACAUAGGAAUGGUGCAUCAUGUAACUGUUUAUUUUGAGUUCAUGUUAAUUGAUAUUUGAUUCAUAUAGCAGAGAGAUUAUUUUAUGUUAUGGGAAUAUUAAUGCAAUUAAUAAUAUUUACUAUCAUUUUCUUAAUAUAUAUAUAUAUAUAUAUAUUCUUUUUGUAUGAGGUUUAUGCCUGAAAAAACAACUAAAAACAAUUUACCAAUGGGGGAUGAAAAACAUAACUUAUGUUCUCUGAAAAUAAUCUUUUGCAAUUGCUUCUCAAGUAAAUUUACCUUGUUUAUAAAGCCAAAAAUAGUGAUUAAGAAAAUAAUUUUUGCAAAUAGGUCACAAUAUGACCUCUAAUGAAUUAACUAAAAUAUUCCUAAAAAUAUAUAUUUUUUGGUUGCAAUCCUGCAUGGAUACUUAAGUACUGUCGCAUUAUUUUUUUUUAAAAUAAUGAUAUUUUACAUUAUGUAGUAUACACUGAAAAAUAAUUGUCUUCAGUCUUUCAAAUAAAAACACCUAAACAUCCUUAGUUUAGUGCACUUGAGAAGCAAAUUUUCCUUAGAUAUUAAUAGUUUAAUAAUAGAUAAUACGUUUAUAGAAAAUUGACCUUAAAGUAAUGCUUAUUAUAAUCUUUACUCGAUUGGCAUUUUUUUUUAGCACAAAUCUAAAAACUGGUCCAACAUUUGCGCUUAAAUUAAGAAAAUAAAAACUACUUUACGGAAAACUUCAACUUUUAAUUCAAGCUGUAUCUUCUCAUAAGUCUAUUAUCUACAAUCCUGCCACUCAAAUAAAGAUGUUAAAAUAUAUUUACU